AAACUUUUAUUGUCAGUGCUAUGUGCCAAGGCCCACCGUUUGCGCCACCAUAUUGGCACGAUGAGUCAGCAGACACUUUCGUACGGAGUCCGAGUGUUCAAUAUCUAUUGCAUAGUAGUAGAAGAUGAGAAGAUUAAAAACAUUUUAAACUGUCAAUCAACUCAGUAGAGGUUCAUGAGUCGCGAGAUAUCACCUGUAAAUACCGGCAAUGGCAGAAACCAUCACCAUCCGAACCCGUAGAUUCAGAACCAACCCAUUACUGUCUCGUAAGCAAAUGGUUGUGGACGUGUUACACCCCGGCCGAUCAGGCAUAUCGAAGUCGCACCUAGAAGAAGCACUGGCGACACUCUACAAGACUACAGCUGAGCAGAUCAGCAUCCUCGGUCUGCAAACCGCGUUCGGCGGCGGUAAGACCACCGGUUUCGUAUGUAUCUACGAUUCGGUCAGAGCGCGGACGACAUUUGAUGCCAAGUACCGGUUGAAGCGCGCGGGCCUCGCGUCUCGAGGAGAUCGCCAGUCGAAACAGAAUCGGAGCCACUGGAAGAACUGGAGGAAGAGAUUCCGAGGUACCAAGAAGCCACAGUACCCUGUGCUAUCUGUGCGCUGGGUCACAACUGUACCACCUUAAGCUUGAUAAAUUACACAUGGAAAACGUAUGGGGGAGAAGUGCAGUGGGGUCGGCACAUCACGGGAGGACCUACAAGACCUAAACCGGAGUGUCUAGUUUACUGAGAUUCUCAGUAUCGUCACACCUCUAACACAUAUCGACCGCUUGUUUCAUACCUCAAUAAAUGUUUCGGUAUCCCAGUUUCCAGAACGAUAUAAUAGCAGGUGAACGCAAGAGUCGAUGAGGCUUCAAGUACAGUAAUCUUUUACAUGUAGUUGUACACGCUGGGCGUCCAGGGUCGAAACUCUCGGAUGUGAUGGAAAGCAAUGGAA
Molecule: messenger RNA, 939 nt
Organism: Xylaria bambusicola
Lineage: Eukaryota; Fungi; Ascomycota; Sordariomycetes; Xylariales; Xylariaceae
Product: 37S ribosomal protein S24
Exons: 4
Coding region: 209-628 (139 amino acids)
Biological process (GO): translation
Cellular component (GO): ribosome
Molecular function (GO): structural constituent of ribosome
Source: RefSeq, a predicted model, not a curated record